Cladophialophora carrionii CBS 160.54 is the source of this 159-nucleotide messenger RNA. RefSeq lists its product as uncharacterized. NCBI's taxonomy places the organism in Eukaryota, Fungi, Ascomycota, Eurotiomycetes, Chaetothyriales, Herpotrichiellaceae. The record is from RefSeq and is a predicted model, not a curated record. The transcript has a single exon. Bases 1 to 159 code for a protein of 52 amino acids.
AUGGGCACACAAUCAGACAGUCACUUUGAUAUCCGGCAAGGUCUGCACUGCCGAAGUCAUGCGGAUAUCUCGGCUCGUCAACCAUCAGCUCACGCUUCACCAAUACGACAACGCCAAACCAGGACAAGUACCGUGCUUCCCACGCCGAGAAGCAAAUGA